AUUACAAUGACAGGGAACCGAACGCUCAAAGUUCUCCGGAUGGAUAGACGAUUCAUUUCCAGAUUGUAAAUGCACAAUCUACAGUUCUGGUCACCACUAUCUGUUUUACAUGCUGGAUGAUGCUAUGAAGACAAGUCCUAGCGAUGACUGAUGUGGAACCUGUUGUCUCCGACUUCGCAGCCACGGGGAGGACUGGUCGGCGCAACGCCCUGCCGGAUAUUCUAGGGUCUACCGCUGGCGCGGGGACCUCUGACCUUCCAGACAAACUGGCGGAGUUGAGCGUUAGCGAUGAUGGUGACCAGAGUGGUGAGGGCUCAUCUUCAGCAGAGGCCUCUACCAGCCCAGAGGACAAGGAGAAGGCAGAGGGAACAUAAGGCCACUGGGCAUCCAGCGAGCUGUUUCUGUGAACGGACCGGAAGGAAGCGGAUGUCUCAGAUCUCAUUAACCAGCCGGCUAUAAACAUCAUGUGCAGUGCUAUGCAACAGCGUGGACGCCUAUCACUUAAACCAAGCUCUGGAUUACAGGA
Megalops cyprinoides (Indo-Pacific tarpon) is the source of this 526-nucleotide messenger RNA. RefSeq names its product protein kinase (cAMP-dependent, catalytic) inhibitor beta (gene pkib). Lineage: Eukaryota; Metazoa; Chordata; Actinopteri; Elopiformes; Megalopidae. The transcript has 3 exons. Gene Ontology annotation, cellular component: nucleus; cytoplasm. Gene Ontology annotation, molecular function: cAMP-dependent protein kinase inhibitor activity. Bases 144 to 374 code for a protein of 76 amino acids. Gene Ontology annotation, biological process: negative regulation of cAMP-dependent protein kinase activity. The record is from RefSeq and is a predicted model, not a curated record.